Thalassophryne amazonica is the source of this 9797-nucleotide messenger RNA. It is a transcript of the gene rev3l, whose product is annotated as REV3 like, DNA directed polymerase zeta catalytic subunit. Gene Ontology annotation, biological process: error-prone translesion synthesis; double-strand break repair via homologous recombination. Lineage: Eukaryota; Metazoa; Chordata; Actinopteri; Batrachoidiformes; Batrachoididae. Gene Ontology annotation, molecular function: DNA-directed DNA polymerase activity; nucleotide binding; DNA binding. The record is from RefSeq and is a predicted model, not a curated record. Gene Ontology annotation, cellular component: nucleus; zeta DNA polymerase complex.
GGACACGGCAGGGCGCCCCCCUCCGCUCGGUCGUCGUUCCCCAGCCGUGGACCGGCGCCGCUCGCCGCCUCUUAUGGACUCCUCCUGAGCUUUUAGCUUCCUGGCUUCCUACUCGGCGCGCGCGUCAUGUUCUCCGUGCGCAUCGUCACCGCGGACUUCUACGUGACGAGCCCCGUCAGGGAGCUGGACGUGUGCCGCUCCGACUUCAGGGACAGCGACGUCAAGAAGGUUCCGGUGGUGCGGAUCUUCGGGGCGACGCCUGCAGGACAGAAGACGUGUCUCCACCUCCACGGCGUCUUCCCUUAUAUCUACGUUCCAUACAAUGGCUAUGGGCAGCAGUCGGAGCGCUACCUGCGACAGGUGGCGUUCAGCAUCGACAGGGCUCUGAACGUCGCCAUGGGAAACCCCGCGUCCAACGCCCAGCAUGUCUUCAAGGUGGUGCUGGUGUCCGGCAUGCCUUUCUACGGCUACCACGCCGAGGAGAAGCACUUCAUGAAGAUCUACCUGUACAACCCUCAGAUGGUCAGAAGGGUGUGCGAGCUGCUGCAGAGCGGCGCCGUGAUGAACAAGAGUUUCCAGCCGCACGAGGCUCACAUCCCCUACCUGCUGCAGCUCUUCAUCGACUACAACCUGUACGGCAUGAACCUGAUUAACCUCGGAGCCGUCAAGUUCCGCAGAAGCAAGCGCAGAGACGAUGUCCCAGAAGUCUCAGGCCAGCCGGCUCCCAGCGUCAGUCCCUGGAAGAGACCCUCCACCUCCACGCUCACUGACGGAACACUGGAAGGCACGUUUGUCCGCUGGGAGGAGGACGCCAUACCCUGCUCCUUAUUUCUGGAUGAGGUGGAAAAGCAGAGCACGUGUGAGCUGGAGGUCGACGCCGUGGCUGCAGACAUCCUCAACCGCCUGGAGAUCGAGAAUCAGAUCGGCAGGAAUCCUGGACUGCAGGCCAUCUGGGAGGACGAGAAACAGAGGCGGAGAGACCGGAACAAGACCUCCCAGAUAGAAACCCCCGAGUCACAAGACCGCGGGUUUGUUACGUCCACGGAGAGCGAGAACUUCUUCAUGAAGAGAGUCCAGCAGAUUCUGAAGGACAACGAGUUCAGUGUGACCCAAGGAUCCGGGGUGGCUGACGGGGAGGACCAGGAGGACGUCCCUGAAGAAUUUAUGCUCCAUCCUGACUCUGUGACUCCAGAGGAGCUUCAGUGCACAGCUGCUAACGCCGUGGAGGUCCACAGGGACUCGCAGCAAGGCCACGCCGACUCCGUGGGGAGCCGUGGUAACGUCCCAGAGGAGGCGGUUGUUGACGAGGAGGCCAUAUUAAGUCUCCUGGAGAGCAGUCAGACCUUCCUCCCACUGUCGCAGGCGUCCAGUCCCUCUCCGUUACUGGACAGCACUUCAGACCGCGCCAUCAUUGAUUUGCUUGCCGGCCUGGAGAGCGACGGUCUCUGCAGGACCCACACGGGGCACAGCUUCCCGUCACAGCUGCUUCCCGGUACCAGGAACUACCACUGCAACAGUGACGACGAGGAGGCGGGGCCAGAGCGGGAAAAGGAAGAAGCAGAUCUGAGCGCAGUGAUGUCACAGCAGUGGGACAGUGACGCUCCCGAACACGCGUCCUUAGAGAGGUCGGGUGUGAAGGAGGCGGACUCCGGCCUCAGUAAUGAGCCGCAGGCGUCCUCUGAUGAGGAGAUGGAGUGGAGUGGGAGUACCUCUCUGUUUGCCAACAUGUCCAUCCCUCAGCUUGACGGUGCUGCCGAUGAGAACAGCGAUUCAUCGUUAACAGACAGUGGAUCCAGGACUCAGUCAUCUCUUAUCGUCGCAGACAACAUGAUAUCUAAGAGGAAUCCAUUCCCCAGGGAGACGGUCCACUUGGAGCCUCCGUCUUCAGCCAACAUCCUCCUUGACUGCAAGCACCCAGAGCACAGACCAGUUCAUGCCCUGGAGCCAGAUCAACCCCUCGAGAAGCACUUUCACUCAAAGAAGAGCAGCCAGGACAGCAACACUGAAUGUUCAACUGGGUUCAAGGUCAACAACGAGAUCCCUUAUAUCCCUCCAGUCAAACACCCCAUCCCCUGCAAGAUAUCCAUUCACUCUGAGGCGUCUCCGAUCUGUGUAGACAAAGAAGACAUGAGACCGCGGUACACCUAUGAUGCACACAACAUGUCCAUAGUUCUGGAUAAGACAAAUCUCAAAAACUUCCCUUUUGGAAACCGAAAUGUUGGCAAAAGCAAGAACACGUACAGCAGCAUAAAUACUGUAGAAAGCAACUGUCUGUCUAUUCUUCAGAACCACAGGACCUUCUCUCUCUGUUACUCAGAGCUGAGAACUUGCUCUCCAAAAACAGAGCAGGAACUGAGCCAGAAGGACAGUAAAAGCCCCAUCCUGAGGAACAUCUCUCCAGCCCCUUUACCCAUGCAGGAGGAGUUCCUUGAUCAUCAAAAGGAGGAUGUGGUUCAGGAUGGUGAGGAGGGAGAGAUUGGUGAACUCAAAAUCAGGUAUGAGGACUAUCAGGAGAACAAGAUUGAGAAGACCAUUGUGGCCCAGCAGGAGGCACACUACAAGUUCUUCCCCAGUGUCAUCCUCUCCAACUGCCUAAGUAGGAAGAAAGCUGGAGCCAAGAAGCUGCCUGAUAGCUUUAGUAAACUAGACCAGGCCCAGUCUCGUAGGUCUCGGUUAAAAUUAAGCAAAAAUCGGUCAGGAGCAGCUGCACACAGGAUGAAGCUGAACACGGAUGAAAGUGCUACCUCUGAGAGGCCAGUGAUACUGGCUUCACCUCCAUCAGACCCCCCUCACCCAGUGACUGUGGACUCUGAGAUACCAGCCUCUGAUGCAGCUCCAACAACAGAAGACGGACAACCUGAGGAGCUUUCAACAAAAGCAGAGGUCAUCACAAAAGAGGAGCCAUUAGACGAGGAGAGGCCUGUAAAUGAGCAGAGAGAAUCGCCUUUACUGCCCACCGGGUCCAACUCAACAGCUGGUUUGUGUUUUUCUGAAACGUCUACCGUCACAUCAGAGGACAGGUUCAGCCCACUUGAGGACUUACCCAGUAAAGUCACCUGUACGCAGCCGUCAGCGCUACCUGGUAGCAAAUACACACUGAGGACCAAACGGAAGAUGAUCUACGACAGCGAGGAUGGAGAACUCUCAGGGGCCCCUUGGUCUAAAAACCCGCUUUCCAUUAAAGAUCACCUUAAGGACAACAAUGGGCAGGAACAGAAACACCAGAAACGGCGUAAGAAGGAACCCCCAAUCAUUAUCAAGUACAUUAUUAUCAACAGGUUUAAGGGUCAGAAGAACAUGCUGGUGAAGAUGGCCAAAGUGAGUGCAGAGGAGCAGUGGGUGCUGCUGACUCCAGAGAAGCUGCAAGAGUACACCAAACUUGCCCCUUUGAAGGAUUUCUGGCCCAAAGUGCCAGAGUCCCCUGCAGUCAAGUUCCCCAUCCCGGAGCCAAAGGUCAAGAAGACCACCAAACGCAAAGCAAAGGUCAGCUCCUCCAAUAAGAAGUCGGCUCUUAAUUCCUCCAAACCUCAAGUCAAAGUAUGUCAAAAGGUCAAAAAAACAAAAGGCUCUCUAAGAAGUUUAAAUCUGCACCGGCUUCCUACACCGCGGCCAUGUUACUGUGAUCUAGCAGAUGAUCAUGACCUGGACUACACUGAUGUCAUGGUGGAACUGGGCUAUCUCUCCGAUAGAUCUCCGAGCCCCACAGACUCCACGCCUCCACGUUGCUGGUCUCCCAGUGAGCCUUUUAUGGACAUACAGACCUCAGAGGAGCUGAUAAACCCCCUCAGUGAUCCAGUUCUCAGUUCUUCAGCAUCUUCAGCCAAAGUAGUACAAAAUAAGGGUCAAGAUGUCAAAUCCAAGAAAUCCAGGAACACUAAAACAAAAGUGAGCAAGUCUCCUGUGAAGCCACGAGAGAAAAAAGAAUCCAAAAAACAGAAAUCGAGACAAAGUGCUACAACUUCUAGGCAGAGGAAGAAAGCUACAGGUACAACUAAAGGAACCGCCAACACCUCACAAGCAUUGACAAGGGCCCAGAAGGUCCAGAAAAAGAAGACAGGGGACCACAAAAACCACCAGUUAAAUAAAAACAAUUCAUCCUCAAGAAGUUCAAUCCAUUUCAAGCAGCCGGUCAGCUCAGACGACAACAGUCAGGGCAGUUUUCAAAGCAUAUCUCUGUCCACUUAUGCAGCCCAAUCUGUAGAGCCAAAGGUUGAAGACAUUGAGACUUCCAUUAUGGACGUCCAAGGUUUCCAGGCUGCUGUGGUAAAAGCAGAGUCUUCACCAGAGGCGUCCACAGACCCUCCGGUUCCUCUCUCCGAUAGACAGAGAAGGAAAAAUUGCAAAGAGACCAAUCGACAGCAGAUUCUCCACUUCCCCGCCCCGAAGAAUGGAGAGUUCCCGGCUCUUUCUGAGACCUUUUCUGGUCUGGCUGUCCUCAAGCAGCUUCUGCAGAAGAAGCAGCAGGGACAAGCCCUUCCUUUACAAGCUGUUGGUGCAGACACUCGCUCUGCUGCAGCAGCUCAGGUUGCAGCACUGCUGGACUCCUCGACUAAACCGCUCAAAUCCAAAAGGACCCCAUCUGCCACGUCAAGGAAACCCAAGACCCCCAGAUCCACUACUUCCAAGGAAAAGCCAAGAAUCAAGAAAAGCAAGACGAGCUGUACGCAACAAAACCUGUUGGUGAAGCAGGAGGAGAGCAUGCUAGAUGACAGCCCAAUCUUCCUCUCUGAUCCAGGUCUGGACAGUUGUACCUUCAUAGAGGACAGUUUGUCACCGGAGCUCCCACACAACUAUAACUUUGACAUUAAUACCAUGGACCAUAGUGAGUUCUCCAGCCCGUACUCUGGCAGCCAGUUUGUCCUGACGGAUAAACAUUUACCACUGAAGUUCCUGAGCGACGUCUCCCAGGAAACCAUCGCCGCUCAAGCAACGGGUUUUGAGAAGAGACUCGAUCGGCUCUUUGGGUCUGGGGAGGAGCACCAGAAGUGUACCAUCUUACACAAACGAAGACCAGUCAGUCCUGAUCUCUUUGAUAGGACAGAGAAUGGAGAGUCUGUUAUGUUCUUUGACUCUGAGAAAAUCAAAUGUCGGGACUGGGACUUCUCUUUAGGAAAUGGCCACGCCCUCAGUCCCUUUCAAGACUUUCACUGUGAGAGGAAAGAGCUGCUUCUUUCAACUUUUGACUCAGUCCUACCAUUGCCUUUAAGUUCUACGUCCUCCACUGACCACGAGGGUUCACCCACAGCUGAGCCUCUGGAGGGCAUUGACGUGCUCACAUCGACUACGCCCAGUAGUUCACCCCGCUCCGUCAGCUCUUUGUUUCAGGUGAGGGCCAAUCAGCUGCAGCGCAGCUCUGGGGGCGGAGCCCACAUCCUCAAGCCACUCAUGUCUCCUCCAAGCCGGGAGGAGAUCCUCAGCACUCUGCCCGAUCUGGAGAUGUCAGAGGCCAUCUUCCAGGAUCCCUUCUGCAGUGACCCCGCUGAUGCUCCUGGAAGGCCAAUGGAAGUCGGCGGCCGUAAACUGACCGUGGGCACCAACUUGCCUGAGGAGCUCGUGGAGUUCAGUGGAGAGCUGUCUUUGGAGGGCCUCCAUUUCUGGAAGACUGUCUUUUCAGCCAUGUCGCACUCCCCCACCACGAUUACCUCAUCUUCUCAUGACCAAGCAGCUGAGACGUCAGCAGCGGCACAGAAGCAAGCAGAUCUUGACUCGUCCUCAGCGGGAGACAAGAAGGUCACCCUGCUGCCCUGCAGGAUCCCACCGAGCAGAGAGCGUGUGCAGCUGUGGCUGGAAGCUAAGAAACAGUACGAAAGUCUGCAAAAAGCGAAGCGGCUCGCCGGCCUGCAGAGGCGGGUCGGGGUCGGGCCGGAUGAGGAAAGAGCUGAGCAGCCAGAUGUUCCCAGGUGUCUGGCAGUGAACAUCAAACUGUUGUGAGAGUCUUUAACAUCAGCUCAAACGAGACGCAAACACAACUUGUCUUUAAAAAUGUCUCCCACCACGCUGACAGACUCUCAGAGCCCGUCUCCAGAUUUGAGUUUGCUGUCAGACAUAAGUGCUCUUGAGCAGGAGGAAGCCAAUGAGGAUGAUAAAUCCAGUUCUCCGGAGUCUCAGGAGCUGCCUCCAUGGCAGCAGCCCUGUCAGUGCAGUCCCUCAGGGCCGCUCAGGCAAACUGGAGACUCUCCGGAACCGCAGUCUCCAAGGCUGUGUGACUCCACGGAGAGGUUAGGAGGAAAUGUUAGCCCCUCGCCGCUUCGCGUCAUUCAUACAGCCGAAGGAAGGAGGAGUCCCGUCCUGCUUCACAGCAGCCCCUUCCUAACGGAAUGGCAGAGAGGCGAGAAUGAUCCAGUGUGCAGUACGCCCGUAUCCAAGGAUGAUCCUGUUUCUCAGAGACUCCAGCAGAGGAGGAGGAGUCAGGCGGAGCCUCUCAGAAGAGCCUUACUGACGACGCAGAUGAAGAACCAGUUUGCUGCUUUGAACGUGCCAAAGAAAGACUUCUCCCAGAUCGAAGGUCCCAGCAUCUGCAACUCGUAUGGCUUCAAACUCAGCAUUCAGAACCUGCAGGAUGCCAAAGCUCUGCACGAGGUUCAGUACCUGACGUUGAUGGGCAUGGAGCUCCACGCACGGGCCCGACGGGACCUCGAGCCCGACCCUGAAUUUGACCCCAUAUGUGCCUUAUUCUACUGCCUCAGCUCUGACGCACCCCUGAAAAACUCGGACAGCGCGCAGCUGACAGGUGCCAUCGUGGUCGACCAACGCCACCAAAACAGCGGCCGAGAUGACCAAGGUCGCCGAGCAACAGCGCCCCUGCUGGUCAGGUCGGGCGUUUCUGGGCUGAAGGUGACGUACGCGUCGGACGAGAAGCUGCUGUUUCAGGAGCUGGUUAACGUCAUCCAGAGGUUCGACCCGGACAUCCUGCUGGGAUACGAGGUGCAGAUGCACUCCUGGGGCUACCUCCUGCAGCGCGCCGCCGCACUCGGAGUCGACCUGUGCCAGCAGCUGUCACGUGUGCCAGGUGACUCCAAAGAGAACCGCUUCAGCGCAGACAGAGACGAAUAUGGAGCCGACACCAUGACUGAGAUUCACAUCAUCGGACGCAUCACCCUCAACCUGUGGCGGGUGAUGAAGACCGAAGUCACGUUGAACAACUACACUUUUGAGAACGUGGCCUUCCAUGUGCUCCAUCAGCGCUUCCCGCUUUUCACCCCCCGCAUGCUGUCUGACUGGUUCGAUCACAACAGCGACCUCUACAGGUGGAAGGUGGUCGACCACUACGUCAUGCGUGUGCAUGGAACCAUGCAGCUGCUGCAGCAGCAUGACAUCAUCGGUCGCACCAGCGAACUGGCCAGACUGUUCGGGAUUCAGUUCCUCCACGUUCUGACCCGAGGUUCUCAGUACCGCGUAGAGUCCAUGAUGCUGCGAGUGGCCAAGCCGAUGAACUACAUCCCCGUCACGCCCAGCGUCCAGCAGCGUGCCCAGCAGAGGGCGCCGCAGUGCAUCCCGCUGGUGAUGGAACCUGAGUCGCGCUUCUACAGCAACUCUGUGGUGGUGCUGGACUUCCAGUCGCUCUAUCCCUCCAUCGUCAUCGCCUACAACUACUGCUUCUCCACCUGCCUCGGCCACGUGGACAGCCUGGGAACAUGUGAUGAGUUUAAGUUCGGCUGCACAUCGCUGCGAGUUCCUCCAGAGCUCCUCUACCAGCUCCGGAACUACAUCUCCAUCUCACCAAACGGCAUCGCCUUUGUUAAGGCCUCGGUGCGUAAAGGCGUCCUGCCCGCCAUGCUGGAAGAGAUCCUGAAAACCCGGAUCAUGGUGAAACAGUCCAUGAAGGCCUACAAGCAGGACAAGUCGCUGAUGAAGCUGCUGGACGCGCGGCAGCUUGGCCUCAAGCUCAUCGCCAACGUCACCUUUGGCUACACCUCGGCCAACUACUCGGGUCGGAUGCCCAGUGUGGAGGUUGGAGACAGCAUCGUCCACAAGGCCCGAGAGACGCUGGAGAGAGCCAUCAAGCUGGUGAAUGCCACGGACAAGUGGGGAGCUCGCGUGGUGUACGGAGACACAGACAGUAUGUUUGUUUUGUUGAAGGGAGCCACCAAAGAACAGGCCUUCAAGAUUGGCAACGAGAUUGCAGAGGCCGUGACCGCGACCAACCCGAAACCGGUCAAACUCAAAUUUGAAAAGGUGUACCUGCCGUGUGUGCUGCAGACAAAGAAGCGUUACGUAGGUUACAUGUACGAGAGCCUCGACCAAAAGGAACCAGUGUUUGAUGCCAAAGGGAUUGAGACCGUGCGCCGUGACGGCUGUCCUGCUGUUUCCAAGGUUCUGGAGCGUUCCAUCAAGCUGCUGUUUGAGACGCGGGACAUCAGCCAGGUGAAGCAGUUUGUGCAGCGUCAGUGCCUGAAGGUCCUGGACGGCCGAGCCAGCAUGCAGGACCUGACCUUCGCUAAAGAGUACCGCGGCAGCAGCUCAUACCGGCCCGGAGCCUGCAUCCCAGCGCUGGAGCUCACCAGACGUAUGAUGACUUACGACCGCCGCCUGGAGCCGCGUGUUGGCGAGCGCGUGCCCUACGUGAUCGUGUACGGGACACCCGGCGUGCCUCUUAUCCAGCUGGUGCGCCGUCCCGUGGAGGUGCUUCAGGACGCCAGCCUGCGUCUCAACGCCACAUAUUACAUCAGCAAGCAGAUCCUGCCGCCGCUCGCCCGCAUGUUCCAGCUGAUCGGCGUGGACGUGUUCGGCUGGUACCAGGAGCUGCCGCGGGUCCAGAAGGUGUCCUGCGCUGCCGUCCCGGGCAGAGAGGACGUGGGGCGGAAGGGAACCAUUUCACAGUACUUCACCACACUGCACUGCCCCGUGUGCGACGAGUUGACCCAGCUGGGCGUCUGCACGCGCUGCCGCGCCGACCCUCAGCGCGUCACCGUCACACUGCAGCAGGACAUCCGUCAGUCGGAGAGUCAGCGGGAGCAGCUGCUGAAGAUGUGCAGGAGCUGCAGCGGUUUUGCUGAGCGCCAGGUUCCGUGUGCGUCUCUGGACUGUCCUGUUCUCUACAAACUAUCCUGGGUCAACCGUCAGCUGGCCCGGGCGCCCUACCUCCGCCAGCUGCUGGAGCAGUUCUGAUUGGCUCCCGUGCUUCUCGCUGAUUUGGUGCUAAUAGCUGUUUUUUUUUUUUUUUCUGUCUCUCUGUUCGUCCGUUCUGUUGGAACUGUUUCCAUGGUGCUUUGUUAGAAGUCGGGUUUGUUUUCUUUGUGUCUCGUGUGUUUCUGCGUGUUGACGGGCCACUUUUGGCCGCGUUCUUCCGCAGCAGCUCUGAAGUGAGGAAAAACUACAAACCAUUAAUUAUCUCAUUUAUAGAAAGAGGUUUUUUUGUAAAUAGUUUGUGUACAGUAUCCAACUAAAAACUUUGAUUAGUAUCAGAACAAACUGACCCUGAAAAGCUCGUACCACGACGCACGAUGUUUUAGCGUUUGAUUGUACAGCGGUCCGUCUGACACUAAACGCUCUGCGGCGCCGCGGCUCCCGGCCGCCAGCUGCACAACCCACUUCAGUUUUUUUUUUAAAUCUGGGACUGUUGCAAUACUGUGUUUUGAUAAUUUAUGUCAGAGUUAUUACACCGUGUGAAUGUUUUCUUUGCAAAGACCCAUCAGACGCCACAGAGACCCGGACCAGUUCCCGUCCAGCUGCGCGCAGGAAGUGCGCGUUUGUAAAAAUGUAAGAAAUGAAGGUGUUUUGUUUUUAAUGGAUAUUUCUGUGGGUGGAGGUUUGAGAUUGAUUAUAAUAAAAAAGUCAAUGAAUUAAUGUUUCCUUCA